Messenger RNA from Octopus sinensis (East Asian common octopus), 1763 nucleotides. RefSeq names its product cytochrome P450 3A15-like. Gene Ontology annotation, molecular function: oxidoreductase activity, acting on paired donors, with incorporation or reduction of molecular oxygen; heme binding; steroid hydroxylase activity. The transcript has 14 exons. The record is from RefSeq and is a predicted model, not a curated record. The coding region runs from base 120 to 1673 and encodes 517 amino acids. Lineage: Eukaryota; Metazoa; Mollusca; Cephalopoda; Octopoda; Octopodidae.
GAUAGAGAUAUAGUGAGGGUGAAAAAUGGAGGGAAAUGAUUACGUAACGAUAUAAAUAUCUUAGAUUUGAAACACAUUUAAAUGUAAGUCGCAUAAUUCAUUGAAGACACUUGGAAACAAUGAAUGUGUUCGGUUUGACGGAAUAUGUUACGACAUUCGUGCUUGGAGCAGUACUUCUGUUAGCUCUUUAUCUAUAUGGAAGAAGACCAUACUCAUAUUUCAAAGAACUUGGUAUUCCCGGUCCCGAACCUAUUUGUUAUUUGGGAAACUUAAAAGAAAUAGGAAAGCGGGGUAAUGGGUAUGCGUACAAACAUUUCAGAGAAAUAUACGGCAAUCUAUAUGGACUCUUCUUUGGAAGAUUGCCAAUAUGUGUUACAAGUGAUCCGGAGUUUAUCCAAGAAAUUUUAGUCAAACAAUUUUCAAAUUUUACAAACCGAACUGUACUUUUCGGAGAUGAAAUCAGUCAACUCACUCUUCCUCUGACUAAGGAUGAUCACUGGAAAUAUCUCCGGACUGUGUUGACUCCUACUUUUACCUCCCAUCAAAUGAGAAGGAUGAAUACAAUGAUCCAAACAUAUGCUAAUAUACUGGUUGAAAAAUUUGGAAAUCUGGCUGACAAUGGAGAAAUCAGAGAAGUUAAAACGUUGUUUUCUGCCUACACCAUAGAUGUAAUAGCAGCCGCUGGAUUUGGAAUAAUAGUGAACUCACAGAAAAACCCCCAUGACCCUUUGGUUAAAAAGGCCAUUGACUUGUUCAAACUUGGUCUUACUGGCAUCUACAUCUUUAUAGCAGUGCUUUUUCCGAGUACAACGAUACUUUUAGCAAAAUUGAAUUUACUAAAUUCAGUUUUUGGUAACGAAGUACUCUUCAGAAAACUUUGGAAACAACUGAUAGACGAUCGGAAGAAAACCCAAAUGAAUAAUGACAUGCAAAAAAACCUCUUAAAUCUUAUGAUAAAGGCUCAACUAAAGGGUCAUGAGACAUUAUCUCUAGAGGUAGAAAAGGACCUUCAACUGGAAAAUAUAACUGACUGGCGAACUAAAAGAGGAAUUACCGACGAUGAAAUUCUGGCCCAAUGUGUGGUACUUUUCUUAUCUGGUUAUGAAACUACAGCUUCUGCUCUUAGUUUUUUCACGUAUUUAAUGGCAAUUAAUUCUAAAUCUCAACAAAGAUUAUACGAAGAGAUUGUAGAUAGCUUGGGGGAGGAUCUUCCAACUUAUGAUAAUAUUCAGCAAUUACCUUAUCUCAGUAUGUGUUUCGACGAGACAAUGAGGAUGUAUCCCAUUCUAAAUACAGCUGUUCGUCAGUGUAAAAAGACUUGCACGGUAAAAGGUACAAAGAUACCCGAAGGAUUAUCUGUUAGAAUCUCUAUCGAUGCUUUACAUUAUGAUCCGAAAUAUUGGCCAGAACCAGACAAAUUUAUUCCAGAAAGAUUCACUGAAGAAGCAAAAUCUCAGCAAGUACCGUUUAGCUACUUACCAUUUGGUGCAGGACCAAGGGCGUGUCUAGGAAGGAGACUGGCCAAGCUGGAGUUCAAGAUAGCAGCUGUUCAAAUGAUUCGGAAUUUCAAAAUUCUUCCGACGGAGAAGACCGAAAACCCACUCAUGUUCAGCGAUCACUUUCUGUUGGAUGCUAAAAAUGGAGUCUGGGUGAAAUUUGAACGGAGGUGCUGAAAAGGAACUACCAUAAAGCCAAAUCAAUCACUUAUGAAAUUAUAUAAAAAUGAUUUACUGUAUUAUCAUAUAAUAAAAUAACAAAUAUUC